This is a messenger RNA of Ahaetulla prasina, 2225 nucleotides long. RefSeq names its product FtsJ RNA 2'-O-methyltransferase 1 (gene FTSJ1). Gene Ontology annotation, cellular component: cytoplasm. The record is from RefSeq and is a predicted model, not a curated record. Gene Ontology annotation, biological process: cytoplasmic translation; tRNA methylation. Lineage: Eukaryota; Metazoa; Chordata; Lepidosauria; Squamata; Colubridae. Gene Ontology annotation, molecular function: tRNA methyltransferase activity. The coding region runs from base 377 to 1348 and encodes 323 amino acids. The transcript has 10 exons.
AGACCUGUGGACUCCAACUCCCAGAAUUCCUCAGCCAGCUUUGCUUUGCUGGCUGAGGAAUCCUGGGAGUUGAAGUCCACUGGUCUUAAAGUUGCCAAGGUUGGAGACCCCUGCUGUAGAACGUCAUCUUCUCAUUAAGCGCUGGAAACCGAGAGAAUUACAGUAAAAACUCCCAGAAUGCAGCGCGAUACAGAGAGAUACCCUUUUACCGGGUAACUGUUGCGACUGUCGCGGAACUUUGCGGCAACAGCGCGCGGGCGCAGCUGUCGGCGGUGGGGGGGUGUUUUCGGUGACGCCCGUUGUGUGUAAAUUACAGUCGCAUUCCGAAGGUAUUUUAACAGCUACCGCAGUCACCAUCUACUACCCCUAAGGCAAGAUGGGACGCUCCUCCAAAGACAAACGCGAUAUUUACUACCGUCUGGCCAAGGAAGAAGGGUGGCGAGCUCGCAGCGCAUUCAAACUUCUGCAGCUGGAUGAGGAAUAUCACUUAUUUCAAGAUGUCUCCCGGGCUGUGGAUCUCUGUGCAGCACCUGGUAGCUGGAGUCAAGUUCUGAGCCGAAAGCUCAAAGGAGAAGAUCCUAAAAAUGCAGAUAUCAAAAUAGUGGCUGUAGAUUUGCAAGCCAUGGCUCCAUUGCCAGGAGUCAUUCAAAUCCAAGGGGACAUCACCAAGGUUUCAACAGCUCAGGAAAUCAUUCAUCAUUUUGAGGGGCAACCAGCCGAUCUGGUUGUAUGUGAUGGAGCCCCUGAUGUGACUGGACUCCAUGAUAUAGAUGAGUACAUUCAAGCCCAGCUGUUGCUUGCUGCCUUGAACAUCACUACACACGUCCUAAAGAAAGGGGGGACAUUUGUAGCUAAGAUAUUCCGAGGGAAGGAUGUCACUCUUCUCUAUUCCCAGUUGAAAAUAUUCUUCCCUGAUGUAACAUGUGCCAAACCCCGAAGUAGUCGCAACUCUAGCAUUGAAGCCUUUGCUGUUUGCCGAAACUACAGUCCCCCUGAAGGUUAUGUGCCAAACAUGUCCAAUCCCUUAUUGGAUCAUUGCUAUGAUGUGGAUUUUAAUCAGCUGGAGGGUCCCAAUCGGGUCAUUGUCCCUUUCCUGGCUUGUGGCGAUCUGAGUGCUUAUGAUUCUGAUCGGACCUACCCGCUACAGCUGGAUCCUGAGAAGGAGUAUACCUACGUGCCCCCAACCCAGCCGCCCAUUCGUCCUGCCUAUGAAGAAGCCUGCUUCUUAAAGAAACACAACCUCCUUACCAAGGAACAGGGCCCCCACUCUCAGCUGCCAGAGCAAGGGGCUUCAAAUGUUCCUCUAGAGACUGAGCUCGUAGAUGCCCUGGAAGAACUGUCAGUCUAACGUAAUCACGGGACUAAGGAAAGAAAAAUGUGACCCUGUGCCGGGUUGAAAUACUACAUUUUAUCUUCUGCAGGAGCAAAGGUGGGAAGGAUGAGCUUGUCUCCACAGUUGGAACUUUGAGGAGGCAUGGGAACAUGGAUACUAUCACAAGCCUUUGGAGCCACAGUGAAAUGCAAAAGAACUCUGCCCCUCUAAUGUAUACACAUAAUCAUAGACAACCUGGAUAUCCAGCAGCAGACUUCAGAAGCAGACUGCCUGUAACAGAGAUUGGCCAAGGCUGUUGUGCAGGGUUGUUGUGUUAGUCAACCUGGCUGUUAGAGAACAGUUUGAGAGGCUGUCUCUUUCCUCCUCACUUCCUGCCUCUCCCCCACCCACUUUUCCAAAGGGGAGAACUUGUAAUGGUUGAAACCACGGUCAUUUCUUCUUUGUCGCUUUUUCAAUUUGCUCCACUCCUACCCACAGAUCUGCAAGAGGGUAGCAAUCAAAGCAACCACAGAGAUGGAGUGCGUUUGCAGGGCUCUUCAUCUCAAUCAUAGAUACUGAAAGUGAAGGAAGGGAGUGUAGUUUCACCCCAGGCGGUAAUGGGCCUAUUGAGGUAAUUGAAACCUCGGUAGCUUAACAUUUAAAGUUUGUUGUAUAAACAGAGCCUUAGAUCUUUGUCAGCUCUUCUAAAGUGAGAUAAUGGAUAACUUGAAUGCUCAUAUAAUGUCAGUUCUAGGAGAAAAACUGCACAUGAGCUUGCUCUUGUUAGUUUAAAAGCUAUUAAACUUAAUUCCCGGUUAGUUUACACCUUUUCCUAUUUUAUUGCUCAAACAGCCUAGGAAAUUCCUCUGUGCUUAUACUGCAACAUUUUAAUAAAAUUUUAUAAUUCCUUCAA